Molecule: messenger RNA, 3267 nt
Organism: Lethenteron reissneri (Far Eastern brook lamprey)
Lineage: Eukaryota; Metazoa; Chordata; Hyperoartia; Petromyzontiformes; Petromyzontidae
Gene: IDNK
Product: IDNK gluconokinase
Cellular component (GO): cytoplasm
Molecular function (GO): gluconokinase activity
Source: RefSeq, a predicted model, not a curated record
CGCGCUGCUCCGACGUUUGCGGAAGCACGCGGUUGCUUGACGUUGCUGCUGCGAAUAAAGUUAUCGCAUUGGGGGGCUGCAGUGCAACGAUGAUUGUGGUUCUCAUGGGGGUGUGUGGAUGCGGGAAGUCGACGAUUGGAAACACGCUUUCUGAAAAGAUGAAUUGGAAGUUUCUGGAUGCUGAUGAUUUUCAUCCAAAGUGCAACAAAGAUAAAAUGCAAAAAGGCAUAUCUCUCACAGAUGAGGACAGGUUCCCUUGGCUGAUGUCAUUGCACAGUUUUCUAAGGGAAACUGCUGGAGGUGGUGGGAAUGUAAUCCUGGCGUGCUCUGCACUCAAGAAAGCCUACAGAGGAAUACUCGCAAAUGGCACAACGGACAAACGGGAGACGGAGCUUGAGGUCUUAUUUGUGCAUCUGCAUGCUUCAGCAGAGACGAUCAGAAGGAGACUGCAACAAAGACAAGGACACUUCAUGUCUCCAGAACUUCUGCAGUCUCAGCUGGCCACACUGGAACCUCCCACAGCAGGGGAAUAUUUUAUUAGCAUCGAUGUAGACAGAGACUUGAGUGCAAUAGCCACAGAUAUAGUUAAGCAUUUGGUGAAUAUUACACCGCUUCAGGAUUGAUAUCAGAGUGAAGUUAUGCAUACUCAAACACAGAGACGCGUUUUCUCUGUGUGGCUAUGUAUCUCUCUCUAUGUAUCUCCGUGAUAUCUGUCUCUACUUAUAUGUCUGUCUAUAUGUCUCUGGUUCUGUGUUUUAUCUCUCUCUCAAAUUUAGCAUUCUCAGAUUGAACGUAAUUAACCAGGUAGGGUGUUGACUGUUAUGUUAUCCGACUGUUGUAUUACAUUACAUUUCUAAGUAGACUAGAUUUGUGUUUCUAUUUCAUUUAUACCUGAUGAUGAUUGCUUGUGUUGCAAUCGAAACGUCGUAUUCUAGUAUUUAAUUUAUUAUUUUCUCUUUAUACGUGACUUUACCGAAAGAACCAAAGAGUGAAGUUAUGCAUUUGUGAAAGCCAGUUCUAAUCUAAAAACGCUAGUCGACUUAGCACAAAACGAGGAAAGCAUUGCAAUCCAGAAGAACCUUCUAGCUGCUACCCUAUUACCCGUGAUUUUUGUUGUCUCUGAGUGCCAUUGGGUCCGCAAACCUCAAUAUUCACAGCCAAAUUCUUCCAAUUGCCCACGAUUAUAUGCACUGGAUGAUAGGCUCUGCGAGAUUGUUCCCGCACAUUGUCAUUUAUAAAAGGCGUUAUCCUAUAUAUGUCAUGGUUAAAAUAUGAAAUUGCCAAAAAAUGUUUAGCGUGACAGCCAUUGAGCAAAUGCAGUAAUGUAAUUUUGAGUAUGAAUGUAAAACGCAGCAAGUACGUGUAAGAUAUUUUAAUUAUGAUGGAUGCAGUGUACAACGAAAUGAUCUGUCAUGAAAAGUAAACAUUGUUGAAUCUAAAAGUGUAAGCAGCCUGUAAUGCGUAUGAAGCAUGACACAAAGCAAUGCAUAACAAUUACGGACCAUGAAUUAUGUCUGUAUUGCUUUGUCAUAAUACCGGUUUUAUUAUGGCACAUAUACAGUAUAUUAAAUACUGUACACUUAAAAUGGGUAGAAUUCAUGCUAAUUAUUACACGCUUUUUAUUAACUCUGUCUGUCCUUGUAUCCUCAAAUCUUGUAACUAAAUUUUAACCCACUUCCCAAUGUGGUAUCGACUACAAACUUGGUAUGCUUAUGUCAUACUGAUGACAAUACUAUAUUCUAUCAUAAAAAAUAAGUAUGUAUAUUUUUAAACAUUGUUUUGAUAUGUUAUGUUUCGGCUUGGGUAUUAUUGUCCACGCUCAACUCACGUUGGCUGUAAAUCACCAUGGUCCCUCACGUUAUGGCAAGCUUCGGGGCCACUUCCUGGAGUUUUUCCAUUACUAGUACGGUACAUUUCAUUAAAGCGUGUUUACAUUUUAUAAUAUUACUUAUCUUAUGUUGCGAUUGGCUCUAUUUUAACGGAGUGUAUAAAAAUACAGGUUUAAUCAAACUGCUUCAAAUUUUGAAAUGUUAAACCGUUGAAAAUAUGUUUCUGUGUGCCAUGUAUGAGCAGAUUAUAUUUAGAUGCUUCCAUGAUGUUUUUGGAUGGCUUUGAGUUGAAUAUUCUUGCUUUUUAAAUCCUUUAUAUUAAGUUCACUUGCUUGCUUGCUUACGACCGUGCAAAUCUUUCGGUCGUUUUUUAACCCACUUCCCGUGAUCCAAUCAAGCUGACAUUUUGCACACAGACUCGUUGUGCGUGACAAUGAAUUUUCGUGUAAAUUUUUUUUUCAAAAAUUUACACCUUUUAGGAAUUUUUUAAAAAUAUUUAAUUACCAAUUGCUUAAUGGUGGCAGACAAUCAUCUGACCCAUAGGUGGCAGCCAUCUCAAGCCAGAGGACGAGAGGACUCUAGCCGCCUGUUUCAAAGACCAAUGUGGGCUGGGUUGUGGCCCAUUGAACACGCAUAUAAAGGAUUUAUAGUGAAAAACUUUGUUUUUACGGGUUAAUUUUUACCAGUUACCCAGUACCUGCCGGUUCGAGAGCCAUCUAUGUAAGCCGAUGCAGCAGAUGUCUUCUUCGGAAUGCUGCCAGGUUGGCUUUGAGGAGGGAUUAUGGACAUAUGGCACGACCACUAGAGUACAUAAGCAUGUAUCCUCAUCAUCCUAUAGUAUUGUGCACUAUGCGGUAUUUCCACAAUCCUAUGACCAGUUUCCUAAACUUUAGAUCCAUACACUUACCCUUAUGCUCUGUGUGGUUUUCAUUAAAGUAAGUGUGAUGUAUGUCACACGCCACAAUAUUUCAACAACAGUAUUCCAAAGUAGUUCCCAGAACAGCAUUCCAGACUGUUCCAGAUAAAAUUAAGCACGCGACUUAUUCCACUCUUGCACUCUGUAGGUUCUAUGCAGUAAUUGAAUUUCAGAUGAGUGUCUUGCAGGCAUCGUGGCCUAGUUAAAAGUGUGUAACGGAAUCAUUUUUAUUGUUUAGUUAUCUAAUGUGCCCUCUCCUUCUCUACGUACAUUUUUAAAUCAAAUUAUUUAGGAAUGCAUCAUGUAAUUAACAUUUCGUUCAUAUUUAUACAAACAUUAAAAGAAAAAGUUGAUGGGCCUAUUAACCUUUCAGACUUAUGUUAACUUUUGGUAUUUGUUUAAACCCGUAAACUUUGGGCCAGUUUUUCAGAUGUCGGCCUCAUCAGUAUUGUCGGGAAUACUAACACACACUGCUGGUUUGCCAGAUGUUAUAACUAAAUGCCUAUCACAUUCACAUUGCUU